UUCAAAUGGAAACAGAAAAUAUGAACAAGAGUAGAGAUAAUUGUGAGCGCGAGACUACGCCAAUGGGAUAUAAUAUCAAGAGAAAAGACAGGUUCAAGAAAAUUAAAUAGGAACUUCCAAAGCCACAUGUCAAGGAUCAAGAAAAACUACAACCCCAGCUUGCUAAAGCUGAAGAGACUUAAGAAUGGACAGAUGAAGAGAAAUGGCUUUCAUUUCAACAAGAAGAAGGCUACCUUGGCUAACUCAGUUUCUCCUAUUAAUAAAUCUCAGGAAUUUCAGCAAAUGAACCGUGGGAUUUUUGACGAUCCCUACCAGACAUUAUCAAAGCCAUUGAAUAACAAGUUGAUCACGAACCUUGAACUUGAAAAUGUCACAUUUAAGAAUGAUGAGGCUAUCCCUAAUAAGAAUAGAAGUACUGGAAAGUCUAAGAGGUUGAGUAGCACUUUCGAAGGAUUUGGUUCCAAUAAAGGGUCAUUUAAAGGAAAUCAAAGGCUCAGUGUAAUGUACCAAGACUAUCUCCCAAGUACCAGUAGUUCUAAAAAGCGGCCACGGGUUUAUUCAAAGCGUAUUAUUCGUAUCUACGAAGAAGACCAAGAAAUGAGAGCUAUACACAAUACUUUCAAGAACAGACCGGGAAGGAAGACCUACACUUCUUUAUCUAAGAAGAGAUUUCAGAGCAAUAAGUCUUUGAUAGGGAUUAAAAUGAAAACAAAAGCUCUGACUCGGGCUAUGAACAUGACUAUACAGGAAAAGAACAUGAAAAGGGAAUCAAGCAUUAGACCAAUGACUAGCGAUAUUACGAGGAAAUUUAAUAAAGGAAAUUACUCAGUCGCAACAAAAGCACCAAUCAAUCACUCUUCUUACUCAUUGCAUGAUACCAAUAUUGGGGAGAAAAUAGGAAAGAAGAGAUACAGCUCAUCUAACCCAAUUAAGAAAAAUAAGUUAAAGAAAUCAGAAUCUUCUGAGAAAUCCUACAGUAGGCUAAGAAAGAGGAUCCUCGAAGAGUGAAGACUUACUGAGCAGCAGCUUGCAAGCACUAACAAAAGAUGUAAGAAGUUCUUCUGGUCACCUGAUUUCUCUUUCUGAGCCUUCGCUACUAAGAACCAAAUGAAAAAGACAGCUGCACUCUAUGGUAACAAAUAGCUCAGUCUCUCAAUACAUUACCUAGUUCACACACAAGCUGUCUUUCAAUCUUGGCUGGCUCCUU
Molecule: messenger RNA, 1207 nt
Organism: Moneuplotes crassus
Lineage: Eukaryota; Ciliophora; Spirotrichea; Euplotida; Euplotidae
Source: the annotation of a GenBank genome assembly